AGGUCGCAAAGUUCAAGGGGGCCGAAUACUUUCGCAAGGCACUGUAUAUGGAUAUCAGGCUACAUUAGAAUAUACAGUAUAUGGACAGCAGCAGUCAACAUAGAUAACAGGCUACAAUACAGCAGACUAUGGUGAUGAUGAUAGUGAUGUCUCUGCUAACUAAUGCUACUACCAGUACUGUACACAAGGGUCUACAGUGUAACAUAAUACGAUAGUGGUGUGUUGUAAUACUGCAGACAUAAGUGUUUGUGUGAUUAAAUGUGACUUUGUCAAGUAGUCAGUGUUGUGUUUCACCAUUCUAUCCAAUGUAUUGUCAGUUUGGAAUGUUGUUAUUAGCCAAACAAUAUUAAGGUCAUUAUUAUUGGGAUGGUGCAGUAAUGUUGAGAUGCCAGUAGGAGGAGCUCUAGUCUAGAACACUGGAACCUUCAGUACCACUUUGAUGCAGAUAAUGAGGAGAGUAAAUCGAAUGGGUUUGUAGAAUAGAAUGAAUGACAUCAUGGAACUGACCAAAUGUAAAUGGAACUUUGACCUGUUCCAUGUAGAACUCAGAGGGUCAAGGCAACACAUUCUAAUAUAUUAUAAACAUUCCAUAUAGAAUAGUCAACAUAUUGUUAACAUGGUUCUGUAUUUAUAUAAAAGCGGAAAUGGGUGACAUUUUGUCCAUUAUAGAAAUGUAGGACCCAUUUUAAUACAGUAACCUCCCUUCUCUGACAUGAUGUUCUGGUCGUCAUGCAUGUUAAUGUCUUAAAGAGGAAGAAAGGACUGUGUCAUCUACUUUAAAUAUGUAUCAACCACAGAACUGACACUUACUAGCAGUUGCCACACACUAUCAGUCAGUUGACUCACUGUACAAGACUCUCCCCUUCACUUCACUCUGUAAGUACUCUUGACAAUGUCUUGAAAUAUAGUUUUGGGUUAUUUGUUUUUAGUCAUAAGUCAUAUACUUGAGGGUAAUGUAUAAUUGUACUUGUUGUUAUGUUUUGAGCUGUGUUCUGGUUGUUACAUCAGGGUCAGUAUUCAUAAAGUGUGUCAGUGUAGGAGUGUUGAUCUACAUAGAGAUGAGAUAAUUAACCAGGGUAAAAAAAGACAUUCAAACCAAUAUUUAAACACUGCAGUGUGUGUGUACGUGUCCGCCCCCAUGGGUGUGAAUUACACAGUGGAUUUAUCUGAGGGCCCUUUAGGACCAGACUGAUAGGGAGUAGGGUUGACAUCUAUACUGUGUAGGAUGUGUGUUUUAACUUUUCUACAUCCAUAACAACCAGCUCUCUAGACUUUGAUACAGACUCCAUGGGCCUUAUGGGCCUUUACUACAGAUAGUGUCUGUAUUUGUGUGUGUGUGUGUGUGUGUGUGUGUGUGUCAGUCGCUGUUUAGCCUCACAGCUUGAGGAUAGUAGUUAUCAUUGAACCUGGUGGUCAUUCUUUAGGCUGCUGUACAGCUUGAUAGACCGUAGAGGAUUGAACAUUUAUCCUCCCAUAUUUGGGGUUCUGAGAAUAAAACAGCUUCAGAAUAAUCAAUAUAGAAAUGUGUGUUUACAGUAAUACUGUUGAUGUUGAAUAAGUUAUUGUUGUUGUUUAUAAUGAUGAUGAUGACAAUUGUAUAUAUUAGGAAUUUAUUUUUGCAUCAUGCCAGUUUAAGUAGAUAGACGUAGACAGACAUGCAACACAUCACACACAUUACAUACAUAGUGCAAUAGACUUACAGACAGACAGUAUUCACAUAGACAACCAUAUAGCACAAUACAACACAACACAAUAUGAGCCUGGUUCAUUUUCAGUAAUGAGGCCCUGUACUCCAUUUACAGUUUAUACUUCAAUGUAUCAGGUGGAGUUAUUCACCAGCUAUAGAGUUGUUGUUUAUGUUUCUAAGACUGCAGGGUGGGAGAUGCAACAAUGGCCUUGAGAACAGCAGGUAGUGUGUUGGUGGUCUUUCUCUGGUCUGUAGCAGGUGUUCUGGGACAAAAUACUGUGAAGAGUGUCUGUGCCUUAAAGGGGUCAUCAGUGGACAUGCGCUGUCCUGUUCCCAGUGUGACCCAAGUCACAGAGAUAGUCUGGUAUAACACACGGUUGAAUGAUAAGCCUUUUGAUCUGAGAUGGGACCCUAAGUUUGAUGGUCGUGUGGACUACCGUGGAACUACAGAGAAGGACUGCAUCCUGAGAAUCACAGACCUGAGACAGAGUGACAUAGCAACAUAUCACUUCAGAUAUAAAACAAACCAGUAUUCAGGAUGGAAAUAUUCAUAUGGAUUCACUCUCAGUCUCACAGAUCUAAAGGUGGAGAGGAUAUAUGACAACACACUGACCUGUAGCACCACCUGUACUCUGACUGACAACCCCACCUACAUCUGGUACAAGAACAGACAACAUCUAGAUGAGAGCACCUCCCCCCAGUACAGAGACCCAGUCUCCAGUAACUAUGACGAUAGUUUCUCCUGUGCUGUAAAAGGCCAUGAGGAUCUCCCCUCUCCUGCAGUGUGUGUUCAGGGUCACAACCACUGGUGGGUGACUUACACCAAGAGGAGAAUCUGUGUCUUGAAGGGGUCUUCAGUGAACAUAUCCUGCUCUUACACUCAUCCCACUUGUUAUAUAGAACAAGGUUCAUUCUGGUUUACACAGAAACACCCUGUAGAUGUCAGGUCAUAUCCAGAGUCUGCAGGUCGUGUGGAGUACAAUAGGAACCACCACACCAUGACAAUAACAGACCUGACAGAGAAGGACUCGGCUGAAUACAAAUUCAGAUUAAUAACAACAAAUAAGGGGAGAUUUUCUGGUCUUCCUGGUGUGAUGUUGACUGUCACAGAUAUCCUGUUGGAGAUGGAUCCUACGUCUGUGUCAGAGGAGGAGAGCGUCACACUGAGAUGUAGAACCCAAUGUACAGUCGGUCUCAACCCCACCUACAUCUGGUACAAGAACGGACAAAGUCUGACCAACCCAAUCACCAGUUAUAACAGCCUGAUCCUAGACCCAGUCAGCAGUGAGGAUGCAGGGAACUACUCCUGUGCUGUAGAAGGCUUUGAGAGAAUCCUCUCUCAAGAAGAGACUCUCACUGUCAGAUAUGGCCCAAGGAACACCUCAGUGUCAGUCAGUCCCUCUGGUGAAAUAGUGGAGGGCGGUUCAGUGACUCUGACCUGCAGCAGUGAUGCCAACCCACCUGUGGACAAAUACACCUGGUACAAGAAGAACGUAACCUCGCCAAAAGCAUCAGGACAGAGUUACAGCAUCACUAACAUCAUCUCUGAGGACAGAGGAGAAUAUUACUGUGAGGCCCAGAAUGGAAGAGGAUCUAUGAACUCUACAACUCUGAUGAUCAUUGUAGCAGGGAAACAAACCUCAGUUCUGACUGCAGCUGUAGGAAUCAUAGUGGUUGUUCUGGUUCUCAUCCUCUGUCUCUCUGGACUCAUGUGGUUCAGGAAGAAGAACUCCACAUCCACCUCCAACACAAGAGACACAGCAGAUGAUGGACAGGGAGACUCUAGUCCAGUGUAUGACAACAUCUCAAACAUGGACAUGACCCCUACUGCAGCACAGACAGAGUCCACAUACGACCAGGAUGAUGUUCACUACUCCAGCGUCCACUUCUCUCGCUCCAAAAACCAGGAAGUGCCUCUGUACUCCACCGUCCAGCUGCAUCAACCACAGAAACAGGACCAAGAUGUCCAAUACGCUGCUGUGAAAUUCAACCUCCCCAGUUCUGCCACCCAACCAGCAGCAGCACAAGCAGCUGAGGUGGAUGCCUCUGAGAUCUACAGUACAGUCAACAAACCCAGAACCAAGAAGACCUGAACACAACAAACCCAGAACCAAGAAGACAUGAACACAAAGGCCCAGAACCACAAACCCAGAACCAGGAAGAACUGAACACAACAAACCCAGAAACAAGAAGACAUGAACACAACAAACCCAGAACCAGGAAGACCUGAACACAACAAACCC
Molecule: messenger RNA, 3930 nt
Organism: Oncorhynchus kisutch (coho salmon)
Lineage: Eukaryota; Metazoa; Chordata; Actinopteri; Salmoniformes; Salmonidae
Product: B-cell receptor CD22-like
Exons: 10
Coding region: 1891-3780 (629 amino acids)
Source: RefSeq, a predicted model, not a curated record